UUUUUUUUUUUUUUCAUUUCUCCUGAAUCUCACCUCCUUUCCAUUAAAUCUUCAAGGCAAUCCGCAAAAGCUCUCGUUAGUUAACAUCAUUGCGGCUGGCCGCUCUCCUUUGUGCCGGUCCGCUGGUCGCGUGAAGCUUUUGCCCCGCAGUCCAGCUCUUCAGCUUACUGAUACUGAAUCCAACCCCCUCCUUCCAUAUUCUCCUCCGAGGGACUUCGCAGCACGGUGACCGACCCGGAGUGUACAAUUGCCCAGCAUGUUUGGUGUAAUUGCUGAUCUUCUGUCUUCGAUCAUCACGAUCCUACUUCCCAUCUUUGCCUCUUAUAAAGCCCUCCGCUCUGCCGAUUCUUCCCAACUGGCACCAUGGCUUAUGUACUGGGUCGUUCUAUCGGCCGUGCUCAUGGCUGAGUCGUGGACGAUUUUUAUUCUGGGAUGGUUCCCGUUCUAUAGCUGGAUCCGCCUCUUUUUCUUCUCCUAUCUUGUCCUCCCCCAGACGCAGGGAGCCCGGAGUCUAUACCUAGAAUACGUCGACCCGUUCCUGGAGCAUCAUGAGCGUGAGAUUGAGGAAUUCAUUGGCAAGACCCACGAGCGUGCCAAGGCCCUUGGUCUUCAGUACUUCUACCAAGCCCUGGAUUAUAUUCGGGAAAACAUUCUGGGCUUGCCGGCCCAACGUCCGCCGCCUCCGCCUCCGCCACCGACCGGCCCGGCUGCCUACGCGCAGUCGCUCCUUUCACGGUUCAAUCUGCCCACCGCCACCGGCGGAACUACACCAGCCGCGAGCAACGACUGGCUCUCCACCAUCAGCUCUGUGGUGGCGUCUGUUGCGUCCUCUGGCCAGAGCCCUGAAGCACGCGGCGAAGAGCUGUCUGCUAGUGGAACGUUGCUGCCUCGGGAGGUAGCGUCCAUGUCCCGUGCGGAUAAGGUCAAGUUUAUCUCGAAACAGCGGGACCUACUGGAAGUGCUGCGCAGCGCACUGGCUAAGGAGGAACGCGACCUGCACAGCGCAGGGACGGAAGAUGACCUGGCGUACGGCCCACCGCUGCGAAAGAACCGCAGCGAGAACUCCUUCACUCAUGUGGAACAUGAGGAUACCCAGGAGCGCUCGUCAGACGCGCACCGCCGGACGAGCAGCGGCAACUGGGCCUCCGGAUGGUUUGGAAGUGGGGAGGAUGCUGGAUCCUCGGGAGUAGACCAUGGGCAUGAGGGCCCGCGGAACCGGACGCAUUGAAUAGAUUCAGCUGAUAGCUCUCUUGCAUGAGACUAGUAUUCCUGAUCAUCCAACAAAAUGUAGAAUGAUAGGAG
Molecule: messenger RNA, 1302 nt
Organism: Aspergillus ibericus CBS 121593
Lineage: Eukaryota; Fungi; Ascomycota; Eurotiomycetes; Eurotiales; Aspergillaceae
Product: HVA22/TB2/DP1 family protein
Exons: 3
Coding region: 257-1228 (323 amino acids)
Source: RefSeq, a predicted model, not a curated record